Limanda limanda (common dab) is the source of this 1346-nucleotide messenger RNA. RefSeq names its product Rho GDP dissociation inhibitor (GDI) alpha (gene arhgdia). Gene Ontology annotation, cellular component: membrane; cytosol; cytoplasm. The record is from RefSeq and is a predicted model, not a curated record. Gene Ontology annotation, biological process: Rho protein signal transduction. Gene Ontology annotation, molecular function: protein binding; Rho GDP-dissociation inhibitor activity. The transcript has 6 exons. Bases 59 to 676 code for a protein of 205 amino acids. NCBI's taxonomy places the organism in Eukaryota, Metazoa, Chordata, Actinopteri, Pleuronectiformes, Pleuronectidae.
CAUUUCCUCCCGCCACCGUCAGCAGGAGAGUCUCAUCCCAGCCCAAGUACUACGCACCAUGGCAGAGCAGGAGCCUACAGAGGAGCAGCUGGCAGCGAUCGCAGCCGCCAACGACGAGGCCGAGGCCGCGGCCAACUACAAGCCCCCCGCCCAGAAGACCCUGCAGGAGAUCCAGGAGCUGGACAAGGAUGACGAGAGCCUGCGCAAGUACAAGGAGGCGCUGCUGGGGAAAAGCGGCGUGGUUAAAGAUCCCAACGCCCCAAACAUCCAGGUGACGCGAAUGACUCUGGUCUGUGCCACUGCGCCGUUCCCCCUGGUCCUCGAUCUACAGGGAGACUUGGACAACUUCAGGAAGAACCCGUUUGUGCUGAAGGAGGGAGUCGAAUACAGAAUAAAGAUCAACUUCAAGGUCAACAAGGAGAUCGUGUCCGGCCUGAAGUACAAUCAGCAGUCUUUCAGGAAAGGAAUCAAAGUGGACAAGUCCGACUACAUGGUCGGCAGCUACGGGCCCAGACCGGAUGAGGAGUACGAGUUCCUCACCUCCAUGGAGGAGGCGCCCAAGGGGAUGCUGGCCCGCGGCACCUACGACAUCAAGUCCAAGUUCACCGACGACGACAAACACGACCACCUGUCCUGGGACUGGAGCCUCUCUAUCAAGAAAGAGUGGAAAGACUGAUUCCUCCGACGCCAUCCUCCAUCAACGUCUUCCUCUGCUUUGCCCCCUCUUCUUUCUUUCUCUCAUUCCGCCGUCAUUCCGUCUGGAUUAUUUGUUGAUUCAAGCUUUUGCUCUCUCCGUCCAUUGACACCCGCCCACCCCCCAUCCCCCCUCCAGUUAAAUUUCUCUUUUCUAAAUUCCAAUCUCUUCAUCACCCCCCCCCCCCCCUCCAGUGUAACGCUUCAUGGGUUUUUGCAACCACCCUUUGUUAAGUAUUAAAUCUUUCAAAAUGGAGAAAGCAAACAACGUGUACAAUCCAGAUUUUGCAGUUAUGGUUUCUUUAUAAAAGGAAAAAUAAGUUAAAAAAAAAAAACUAUUUGCUACCUGCUCUUGAAAAAAAAAUUAGUUCCUGCUUUCUUGUCUUUCCCCCCCUUUUGCUUUCCUCUCUGUUUUUCAGUUGAUUUUGUACUCUCACCGUGAUCUGCCUUGGGAAGCAUAUGACCGGGAGCAGUCGUGCUGUAUGAACGUGACCUCAGUGCAGCCGUUGAGAAACCGUUGCUGGACUCUUGGACGCAGUCCUCCUAAAGCCUUUGAGCAGAUUAUUUGUACCAGGGUCUCGGAAGGUUACUUAGAAUUUAGGCCUCUUUCAAACGGUUUUGCAUUUUGCAAAGUCUCUGCUGGGAGAAGGGGG